Messenger RNA from Alternaria arborescens, 1896 nucleotides. RefSeq lists its product as hypothetical. Gene Ontology annotation, cellular component: nucleus. Bases 1 to 1896 code for a protein of 631 amino acids. The record is from RefSeq and is a predicted model, not a curated record. The transcript is spliced from 5 exons. Gene Ontology annotation, molecular function: DNA binding; DNA-binding transcription factor activity, RNA polymerase II-specific; zinc ion binding. Gene Ontology annotation, biological process: regulation of DNA-templated transcription; DNA-templated transcription. Lineage: Eukaryota; Fungi; Ascomycota; Dothideomycetes; Pleosporales; Pleosporaceae.
AUGGAUGACGAAGGCACACAGCCCUCGACAAGUCCUGAUCCAUCUACCACCAGCGCGUCGGCCCUUCAAGGCGAUGCGCCACCAAGGAAGAAGCAAAAGCGCAAUAAACCUACCCUGAGCUGCGAGGAGUGUGUCGAGCGCAAGACCAAGUGCGAUCGCACUCGUCCCCAUUGCUUGGCCUGCAUCAAGCGACAGUCGACAUGUAAAUACUCUGAAAUCGCCAACCUGAUCGCCUCUUCGGCGGACAAGGUUGGCGCCGGUCGCAAUGCGGGUCGGUCCAGGAAAACGAGCGCGAGGCCUUCGUUGCAGCUUGGCAGUGACCCGCAGCCACAUAGCAAGCCGCCUAUUCAGGUUCAUAUCCAGGUGCCACCAACACCAAUCAGAACACAAUAUCGAAGCGUGUCAUUGUCGUCUUCGGGAUCCUCACCAUUCCUGCUAUCCAACAUACCAUAUUCCAAUCAUACGCCUGCACCCUUUUUUGGCCUAGGGACUGAACAUCCUUUUGCCAACUACUGGACGAGUCGUGGCGGCCUUGCCGAGGUUGUCGGCGUACUGCCAGCCAAAGAGCAAGCAGAUAUCCUCGUUGACAAAUACUUUGAUGCUGUUGACCCAGUAUACCCUAUGGUUCACCGUAGGAACUUCUAUGCUGACUAUGAACGUUUCUGGUCAUUGCCACAAGAAGAGAAGCAUACUGCAGACCCCGUGUUAGUAGCUCUACACUUUGUUGUGUAUGCCAUGGGUACGCAAUUCAUUCAUACUACCGACGGUGGCGACAGGGCGCAGAUUGCCGAGUUCUACGUAUCAGCUGCCCAGCAAGCUUUACGGAUAUCAUCAUAUCUUAGUCGAGCUUCAGUGAGAACACUGCAGGCCAUGGUUCUAAUAGGAUACUUCCUAAUGAACGACAAUCAUGCCUCUGAUGCAUGGGCGUUUGGAGGUGUUCUCGUACGGCAAGCAUACGCCAUGGGAUUACAUCGCGAUCCAGAUGUCAUUGCACCCCGAUGUUCAAAGAGUGACAAGCAGCAACGGCGAAAGUUAUGGCAAGCUAUUUAUUUCCAGGACACUUUCCUUACUGUUCUGCUCAAGCUUCCGCCAACCAGUGUGUUUUCAGACAUACAGCCAGAGUCCCUCAGCGAUGAUCUCGAUGACUAUAUACCGAAUGGUGCUUCGAACAACGGCGCCACAGACCCUGUAAUCAACCCCAUGAGCAUCAGCAACAUCGCUUCGAACCAUGAUCUCUAUCCUCCGUAUGAACUCUCGGAUCGGAGAUACAUCCGCUCCAUGUGGCAUAUGGCUAACCUCGUGUCUCGUACUGUCUGCAUACCGCGGUCACUGGCAACGCCCUUGACUACAUCAAUCAAGCAUAAACUUGAGCUUGUCAACGAAUACUUUGCUCUCCACAAAACGUUUCCUGCAGAUCUUACAGCAUCCGACGACGUCACUAUAAGACAUAUGGCAGAAACAAAUCCGCGCGGUCUACGACAGAACUUGUUCUUUCGAAGCAACUUCUGGCACUGCGUCAUGGCGAUACAGGCUGAUGAAAACCCUGCUGAGGGUGUGCCAUGCGACGUUAAAGGUGCGCUGGACGCAGCCAGGAUGGCGUUGCAGUCUUUCUUCCACUUUUGGGAAUACCUCAGGAUCGACGCUAGUGUGUGGUGGGUGUUCCAGCACCGAGCCUUUGAAGAAGCACUUCUCAUGGCACGCAUCCUCGGUCAGCAAGCACAACCGCUGUCACCCACCCACAACGGCCUACCUCCUUCCGCGGACCCAUUACUGAAGGACGCGAAAGACGAUGCGCGAAGAUGUCUUGAUAUACUGGAUCUUGUAGGCAUCGCACCGGAGAUGCAGAAGACCAGGACCGAGGUUCUCAGGACUGCGUUUUCGGACAUACUAUGGUAG